UAUCUCAUUUAUAUUUAAAAGCCCGCUUUUAUUUAAUAAUCCUCAAUUUAUCCCUAAUCUUUUUUGACAAAAAGAGCAUACCCAAGGUUGCUUUAUCACCCGGAAACACUUGCCAUCAAUUUUUCAGCAGCUCUCACCCUAAAUAUUCCGUUUUCGUGUGGAUUUGGAGCUCGAUCUAGGUGGCUAAAGUGCAUGGCAAACCAUUAAAAAUGAAUUGCCCGGGCAUAUUUUAUAAACGAAACGAAAAUUAUUUUCAGCAGAAAUUGUUGUUGAAAUAACAACUAGAGGCGGUGGCGGUGGCGGCGGCAGCGGCGGCAACUAUUAAUAACAAAGUGUGGAGAAGUGAAGACCCCGCGAACUCCCCUAAUACAAUCAUAUAAAUUACACUGCCAGAGCAAUCAAUCAAUGUCAAAGUCAGACUGAGUUGCGCUUAUAGGCCCAGGGUCGUCAGAAACAGAGAGAUGUGGAUGUGGAUGGGUACGGGUAUGGAGAUGGGGCUUUGUCGGGGUAGAUUUAAGCUAAGCUGCCACGUACUUGGCCGCUCAUCAAUUUCAAUAAGCCAGCCGCCUCGGAGGGAGUCAAAAGUCCGAGUAGUAUUCCGGGCAACAGACAACCGACCACCGGCGAACCAUUAGCACCUAGGCCAAGUGGCAGCGGCAUUUGUCAAAGUCCCCCGAUAUCCCAGACAUCGCAGACAUCGCAGACGUCCUCGCCUGUGUUUUGCAUUUUAAAUUGUGGCACAAGUGAAAUUGAAAAUGGCUGCUAAAUAUGUGCAACAAUGCGACAACAUCGCUCAAUUGCCAGCUCCUUUGUCUUGGCUCUAUCUGUAUCUGUAUCUGUAUCUAUACCCGAGGACGUUCUAUAUAGUAUAUGUGUGGUGUCAACAAUGGCAGAACGCUUUGGGUGGCAUUUCAUUGACAGCAAGUCAUAAAUUUUACAAAUGACAGCCGGCAAGUGCUGAAUGGCAGUAGAAAAAAGAUCCACAUGGGAACGUUUUUGCUGUAUGCAAAUCUCCUGGGUCUAGAGUUAGGAUUGGGUUAGAUGGUAGGGUCAAAGGAUAACCAAGCGAAUCCCUUAUCCCAAAUUCCUUUUGUGUUGAUGUGAAAUAUAUAUUUGUUGUCAGAAAACUGUGUAUUUUCAAAGGUUUUGUUUGUUUAGUAAAAUUUAAGGAACUCUUUAUUAAAUUUACAUAAUUGCUCUUAUGAUAUAAUAAUUGUAUAUAACCUAUAUAGCUUAAAUUUAAAUUUAUUAAAAUAUUUAUUUAUGUUAGAAGAUCAAUACCUAAACAACUCAAAAGAUUGAAAGUCUUAUGUCAGAUUUAAGAUUGGGUGAACAUUACUUUCAUUCUGUAAAAACAAGUACCAUAUGUAUAGCCACCUACAUUAUGUAGCACUUUACUCUGAACCCACUCAAUCUUGUCAAUCAAUACCGGGGCUUAACCUUUCUUUCGCAACCACAAUAGAGACCAAUUCAUGUUCCCAUAACUAUAGACAAUAUAUAUAAAGACUUUCCCUAUACCAUGGACAUGCCGCUUUGUGUCUUCCUCUAUGAUCUCUUUUUCUUAAUCACUCUCAACUCCAGUUCCAGACGGCUGCCUCAUCAAUCAAUCAAUCACAAUGGAGUCGGUGCUGGAAGGGAAAAAAGCAAGACAAUCGCUUCGGAGAACCUUUCGCCGUGGCCACAACAUCCACAACAUCCCGCUCUAAUGACAGGCGGGCACUUACGGGACCACACCUAUGGCUGUUUCGCUGGAAAUGCUGGAAACGAUGCAACCGCAGUCGGAGACCACAGAAUAACGGCAACACCUGCCCAUCAGUUGGGUCACCUUUUCAUGUUGCGUGUGUGUACGAGUGUGUGUGGAACGGAAGUGCAUAGAAGCAGAGCUAAUGGCAGCGGAGAAAAGGAGUAAAAGAGAGGGGAAGGGGAGGAAAUGAGAGGGGAAACAGGCACAAAAUCGUCGGCGCCGCAUUUUGGAGCAGCUGUGGAUGCGGUUUAUUCUCCGACUGAAGCUGCAGCGGAAGUUUUAACAACCGCCGCACAAACACUCCCAGACACUCAGAAAAAUUUUAUAAAAUUUAAAAUAAAAUUUCAAAUUUAACUAUAUUGUACAAAAUGGAUUUUUGAAUCUUUAUGUCAGGUCUCUUCUUUAAUACAUCUUAUGGUUAUGAAUAAGAACAGAAAAAAAUAAAGAUAGCAUGACAUGAACGAAUCAGAAUUAGCUGAAAUUAAUAAAUAUAGUUAUAUACUUAAAAUC
This is a messenger RNA of Drosophila elegans, 2254 nucleotides long. RefSeq lists its product as uncharacterized. The record is from RefSeq and is a predicted model, not a curated record. The transcript is spliced from 2 exons. NCBI's taxonomy places the organism in Eukaryota, Metazoa, Arthropoda, Insecta, Diptera, Drosophilidae. Bases 1520 to 1909 code for a protein of 129 amino acids.